CGCUCGACAUGCACUCCCCCUACUCCUCCAACUGUCCCACUGACCGACCGCAGUGGAAAACCUCGCCGUCGACCGCACCAGACUAAGGAUAUAUCCUAGCGUGUCUAGGAAUGAUGGAGAUCGACAUGUCCGUAUCGGCGGGUGCGCUGCGAGCGUCGCGCUCGAUGGGGGCCGCGUCUGCCGCCCUAGUCACAUCGACCUCCACCAAAAGAGCACGUUCUCCCGUGUCUCCGAGUGCAUAUGACCGACCUGCAAAACGGCCGUUGGUGGGCGACGACGUGUCCAUUGCGAUACCCAUUGCACGAUACCCGCAUGUGAGCGAGGAUUGGGUGGCGCAGACGCGCGGUCUGCGGAUUGCGAGCCCGAUGUUGCCGCCGGGUCAUGGUCCACUGCGUAGUUCUGUUGAAGAAGACUCGAGGACUGUUGCAAGAGUUGAUGGUGGCGGACUACAAGACUUUCCACUGGCGGACGAAGACGUGGCGAUGGCUUGCUCACCGCCACGCCUACGGCAUGGUAUAGACGCUCUCUCAGAACCUCCCCGACCAACGAGCGUAUCAUCAUGCCAACCCGAACUUCCGCCUCAUUCCAUCACGCCUACACCUGUGAUAGCACCGAGCUUUCACCCGCAUGCUUCAUCCAUCUCGGCAGCGUUAGCCGCGCCAUCACAUCUCGCUCCCAGCCACCACUGCCAGGACCCGCGAGAGGCAGCACACAUGGCGCGCAAACAGAAGUUCACGAUGGGCCCAAGGGCGGAUUGCGAGAAGUGCCGACUGGGCGUGAAGGGACAUUGGAUGCAUUUUGACUAGGGAGGUUGUCUGGGUUCAUGCUGUGCGUUCAUCCAUGCAUUGUGCUGCGUUCAACAGUCCACGGUUCCAUGAUUCCGCGCUUUGAUGUAUUGGUUUUGGAUCAUCGUGCUUUCUGACUAUUCAUAUGAAUCGAUUCGACAUACCAAGACUGCAAUUUGCGGAGGCGAGAUACUAUACGUUUGUUUCUGCGGCUCUUUCGAUAACACUGAUGUUCAAUUUACACUGGAUGCCCUGCUUGUCCUGUCUGCCGAUGGAUUGCGUUCAGGAUAUGCACCAGCGGGCGUUGACGCACAUAACCACACAAGCACACAAUGCGUCAACAAGUACAACCAGCUAUCAUAUCCACUCUAAUCUCGCUCGAGCUGUCUUCCAC
Molecule: messenger RNA, 1179 nt
Organism: Laetiporus sulphureus 93-53
Lineage: Eukaryota; Fungi; Basidiomycota; Agaricomycetes; Polyporales; Laetiporaceae
Exons: 3
Coding region: 111-806 (231 amino acids)
Source: RefSeq, a predicted model, not a curated record